Coregonus sp. 'balchen' is the source of this 42425-nucleotide messenger RNA. The record is from the annotation of a GenBank genome assembly. NCBI's taxonomy places the organism in Eukaryota, Metazoa, Chordata, Actinopteri, Salmoniformes, Salmonidae.
AUGGCGACGGACAUCAUCUCCCCGCCACGGUUCUUCCACAUGCCACGGUUCCAGCACCAGGCGCCGCGGCAGCUCUUUUACAAGCGGCCCGACUUCGCCCAGCAGCAGGCCAUGCAGCAGCUCACCUUCGACGGCAAGCGCAUGCGGAAGUCUGUCAACCGCAAGACCAUUGACUACAACCCCUCGGUCAUCAGGCAUCUAGAGGUAAUGGACGUGACAUGAAGCAUCUGUUUUUGGGUUAUUUUGUGACCUACUCAGUGAACUAAAUGUUUCUAGGCACCAAAACUCAGUCAGUAGUCGUGUUUCUAGAGAAACUCGACUUUGGGCACAAACACGCACACAUCCUUCAGAUAGCUUGACAUAUUGAAACAGUUUCAAAUAUCCACGCUCAGACAUGACCAUGAGCUCAGAGACGCUGUUCUUGAGCACUUACUCCCAUGUAAACUCAGCAAAAAAAGAAACUACCCUUUUUCAGGACCCUGUCUUUCAAAGAUGAUAAUUGUAAAAAUCCAAAUAACUUCACAGAUCUUCAUUGUAAAGGGUUUAAACACUGUUUCCCAUGCUUGUUCAAUUAACCAUAAACAAUUAUUGAACAUGCACCUGUGGAACGGUCGUUAAGACACUAACAGCUUACAGACGGUAGGCAAUUAAGGUCACAGUUAUGAAAACUUAGGACACUGAAGAGGCCUUUCUACUGACUCUGAAAAACACAAAAAGAAAGAUGCCCAGGGUCCCUGCUCAUCUGCGUGAACGUGCCUUAGGCAUGCUGCAAGGAGGCAUGAGGACUGCAGAUGUGGCCAGGGCAAUACAUUGCAAUGUCCUUACUGUGAGAAACCUAAGACAGCGAUACAGGGAGACAGGAUGGACAGCUGAUCGUCCUCGCAGUGGCAGACCACGUGUAACAAUACCUGCACAGGAUCGGUACAUCUGAACAUCACACCUGCGGGACAGGUACAGGAUGGCAACAACAACUGCCCGAGUUACACCAGGAACGCACAAUCCCUCCAUCAGUGCUCAGACUGUCCGCAAUAGGCUGAGAGAGCCCGGACUUAGGGCUUGUAGGCCUGUUGUAAGGCAUGUCCUCACCAGACAUCACCGGCAACAAUGUCGCCUAUGGGCACAAACCCAGACAGGACUGGCAAAAAGUGCUCUUCACUGACGAGUCGCGGUUUUGUCUCACCAGGGGUGAUGGUCGGAUUCGCAAUUAUCGUCGAAGGAAUGAGCAUUACACCGAGGCCUGUACUCUGGAGCGGGAUCGAUUUGGAGGUGGAAUGUCCGUCAUGGUCUGGGGCGGUGUGUCACAGCAUCAUCGGACUGAGCUUGUUGUCAUUGCAGGCAAUCUCAACGCUGUGCAUUACAGGGAAGACAUCCUCCUCCCUCAUGUGGUACCCUUCCUGCAGGCUCAUCCUGACAUGACCCUCCAGCAUGACAAUGCCACCAGCCAUACUGCUCGUUCUGUGCGUGAUUUCCUUCAAGACAGGAAUGUCAGUGUUCUGCCAUGGCCAGCAAAGAGCCCGGAUCUCAAUCCCAUUGAGCACGUCUGGGACCUGUUGGAUCGGAGGGUGAGGGCUAGGGCCAUUCCCCCCAGAAAUGUCCGGGAACUUGCAGGUGCCUUGGUGGAAGAGUGGGGUAACAUCUCACAGCAAGAACUGGCAGCCUUACCGCAAAAGUGGAAGAGGAAAGUGAAAGGGGGAGAAAGUAAGGAACUUGUCUGUCGGCCUUGCAUUAAAGAACAUAAUUGGUUAAGGAAAACUGUGAUAAAUAAAAAAAAGUAUAUCAGUUUCACUUAAGGACCAAAGGAUUGACAGCCGUCCCAUAUAGAUUGCAAAAUUGCAGAAUCAUUAGAUCAUUUGUUUUGGUUCUGUCCAUUUGUAGCUUGUUUUUGGACACAGGUCCAGGAUUGGCUAAAGGAUUGCAAUAUUUACCUGGAGCUAUCCUUGCAGAUAGCAUUACUGGGUGAUCUGAAAAGUCAUAGUCAAUCGAUCAAUAAUAUAAUACUUUUAGCAAAAAUGUUUUUUAAAUUCACAAUCUGUAGAAGCAAUGAGAAUAGAAAGGUUCAGAACUUUUGUAAAACAUCACAGUACGGUUGAAAUAUAUAUGGCAAAUAGAAAUCCUAUAUGGAUGGUGUUAAGAGAUAGAUGGGAGGUAUUGAAUGGAGUUGAAGGAUGGGACUAAUAACAAAUAACAACUAAUAAUGUAAGCAUACUGUGUCCAUAAUAAGUAUAUGGGUUGUAUGUUGGGAGCUUUUGGGAAAGAGCACAGUUAGAAAGAUAUGGCAUAUAGAAGCAAACCGGAUGGACAUCAUGAAAAUGAUCGGAGAGGUUGAGAGUAGAAGUAGUUCAGGAGCAAAAACAAAUAAAAUAGAAUUAUUGUAAAAUUGACUGUGUCCAUAAGGUGUAGAUAGUAAGUAUAGGCUGGAAGUAGAGGCCUGGGCAUUGUUGUUCACUAAUUUACCCCAAGUAGGGAAAGGAUGGCGGGGUUGAAAAGUAAUAAAGGGGAGUGUGUAUAUAUAUAUAUAUAUAUAAAAAACAUGGGGGAUUGGAAGUGAUGUAGACAAUUACAUUGAUGGAAGUUACAAUCUAUCUGCAAAAUUAAGCUGAUCUACCCCCCAAAAAAAUACAAAAUAAAAAAUAACUGGCAAAUCUGGUGCAGUCCAUGAGGAGGAGAUGCAUUGCAAUACUUAAUGCAGCUGGUGGCCACACCAGAUACUUACUGACUGACUUUUGAUUUUGACCCCCCCUCCCCUUUGUUCAGGGACACAUUAUUCCAUUUAUGUUAGUCACAUGUCUGUGGAACUUGUUCAGUUUGUCUCAGUUGUUGAAUCUUGUUAUGUUCAUACAAAUAUUUACACAUGUUAAGUUUGCUGAAAAUAAACGCAGUUGACAGUGAGAUGACGUACAUUUUUUUUGCUAAGUUUAUAUGUAUUUGGCUGGAAUGUAUGUGAAUCCAAAGACCUUUGGUUCCUUAAAUGUUCUCUUCCUUGACUACAGAAUCGUUUGUGGCAGCGAGACCACAGAGAUUUACGUGCCAUCCAACCAGAUGCAGGAUGUUACAAUGAUGUAAGUAUGGGCAGAUUGUAAGAUUUAGUAAAAUUUUUGACCUUCUGGUGUCAGUAAUCUAAUAAGAAAACAUGUUAUCAAUGAAUCUGUGUCAGAGUGUUAGCGAGUCCCUAUUGCUGGCAGGAUUUGAUUAAUUGUGUACCCAUUGUUAGAUAAGAUGUUGACAUUUCUCUCUCCUUUUCCAUCCCUAUCUUUCUCUGGCUCUUGUAGCUUGUUCCUCCUGUGGGCAUUGUGAGUUAUCCCAUGAACGCAGUCACCACAAAGUUUGUUCGAACCUCCACGAACAAAGUCAAGUGCCCUGUCUUUGUCAUAAGGGUAAGUCUCUCCUCUCACACACUUUCCGCACCUGUUCAAGGCAGACUAUUUUAUCCCUCUGAGACUGUGAAGCCCAAAGUGCAGGUAUGUCAAGUUAUAUUCCUGCUGGGUUUUGUUAUUUCCUUCCAAUUAGUGUCCAGUUAACACCUAGACAACCAGGUGAGGGGAUGAUCUUAGUUGAUCAAUCAAGUACAACGGAGGAGCGAAAAUCCACACAUUUGGCCCACCAGGAAUUGAGUUUGACACCCCUGCCAUAGAGAUGUAGCUCAGUUGGUAGAGCAUGGCGUUUGCAACGCCAGGGUUGUGGGUUCGCUUUCCACGGGGGGCCAGUAUGAAAAAUAAUAAUAAUAAUGUAUGCACUCACUAACUGUAAGUCGCUCUGGAUAAGAGUGUCUGCUAAAUGACUAAAAUGUAAAAUGUGAAUGUAAUGAAUGAGUAGUACACAUUUUCUGCAUAAUAUUCACUACAUGACCAAAGGUAUGUGGACACCUGCUCAUCGAACAUCUCAUUCUAAAAUCAUGGGCAUUAAUAUGGAGAUGGUCCCCUCUUUGCUGCUAUAACAGCCUCCACUCUUCUGGGAAGGCUUUCCACUAGAUGUUGGAACAUUGCUGCUGGGAUUUGCUUCCAUUUAGCCACAAAAGCAUUAGUGAGGUCGGGCACUGAUGUUGGGCGAUUAGGCCUGGCUCAGGGUCGGCUUUCCAAUUCAUCCCAAAGGUGUUCGAUGGGGAUUAGGUCAGGGCUCUGUGCAGGCCAGUCAAGUUCUUCCACACCGAUCUUGACAAACCAUUUCUGUAUGGACCUCGCUUUGUGUGCGGGGGCAUUGUCAUGCUGAAACAGGAAAGGGCCUUCCCCAAACUGUUGCCACAAAGUUGGAAGCGCAGAAUCGUCUAGAAUGUCAUUGUAUGCUCCUAGAUGUUUCCACUUCACAAUAACAGCAGUUACAGUUGACCGGGGCAGCUCUAGCAGGGAAGAGAUUUUACGAACUGACUUGUUGGAAAGGUGGCAUCCUAUGACGGUGCCACGAUAAAAGUCACUGAGCUCUUCAGUAAGGCCAUUCUACUGCCAAUGUUUGUCAAUGGAGAAUGGCUGUGUGCUCGAUUUUAUACACCUGUCAGCAACGAGUGCCGCUGAAAUGGAUGAAUUCACUCAUUUGAAGUGAUGUCCACAUACUUUUGUACAUUGCAUGCGGAAAGUAUUCAGACCCCUUUACUUAUUUUUUGUUACAUUACAGCCUUAUUCUAAAAUAAUGAAAAAAAAAUAUAAUAAUAAUCUACACACAGGUGCAUCCUGUUUCCAUUGAUCAUCCUUGAUGUUUCUACAACUUGAUUGGGGUCCACCUGUGGUAAAUUCAAUUGAUUGGACAUGAUUUGGAAAGGCACACACCUGUCUAUAUAAGGUUCCACAGUUGACAGUGCAUGUCAGAGCAAAAACUAAGCCAUGCGGUCAAAGGAAUUGUCCGUAGAGCUCCGAGACAGGAUUGUGUCGAGGACAGAUCUGGGGAAGGGUUCCAAAAAAUGUCUGCAGCAUUGAAGGUCCCCAAGAACACAGUGGCCUCCAUCAUUCUUAAAUGGAAGAAGUUUGGAACCACCAAGACUCUUCCUAGAGCUGGCCGCCCGGCCAAACUGAGCAAUCGGGGGAGAAGGGCCUUGGUCAGGGAGGUGACCAAGAACCUGAUGGUCACUCUGACAGAGCUCCAGAGUUCCUCUGGAGAUGGGAGAACCUUCCAGAAGGACAACCAUCUCUGCAGCGCUCCACCAAUCAGGCCUUUAUGGUAGAGUGACCAGAUGGAAACAACUCCUUAGUAAAAGGCACAUGGCAACCCGCUUGGAGUUUGCCAAAAGGCACCUAAAGGACUCUGAGUCUAUGAGAAACAAGAUUCCCUGGUCUGAUGGAACCUAGAUUUAACUUUUUUACCUGAAUGCCAAGCAUCACGUCUGGAGGAAACCAGGCACCGCUCAUCACCUGGCCAAUACCUGGAUCUCAGACUGGGGCGAAGGUUCACCUUCCAACAGGACAACGACCCUAAGCACACAGCCAAGACAAUGCAGGAGUGGCUUUGGGAAAAGUCUCUGAAUAUCCUUGAGUGGCCCAGCCAGAGCCUGGGCCAUCGAACUUCUCUAGAGAGACCUGAAAAUGACUGUGCAGCGACACUCUCCAUCCAACCUGAAAGAGCUUCAGAGGAUCUGCAGAGAAGAACUCCCCAAAUAAAGGUGUGCCAAGCUUGUAGUGUCAUACCCAAGAAGACUCGAGGCUGUAAUCUCUGCCAAUGGUGCUUCAACAAAGUACUGAGUAAAGGGUUUGAAUACUUAUGUAAAUGUACCAAAAAUUGAUUCUUAUUUCUUGAAAACAUUUCUAAAAAAUGUUUUUUGCUUUGUCAUUAUGGGGUAUUGUGUGUAGAUUGAUGAGAAAAAAAAACAAUUUAAUCAAUUUUAGAAUAAGGCUGUAACUUAACUAAAUGUGGAAAUAGUGAAGGGGUCUGAAUACUUUCCGAAUGCACUGUGUGUGUAUAUAUAUAUAUAUAUAUAUAUAUAUACACACACACACACACACAGUGAGGGGAAAAAAGUAUUUGAUCCCCUGCUGAUUUUGUACGUUUGCCCACUGACAAAGAAAUGAUCAGUCUAUAAUUUUAAUGGUAGGUAUAUUUGAACAGUGAGAGACAGAAUAACAACAAAAAAAUCCAGAAAAACGCAUGUCAAAAAUGUUAUAAAUUUAUUUGCAUUUUAAUGAGGGAUAUAAGUAUUUGACCCCUCUGCAAAACAUGACUUAGUACUUGGUGGCAAAACCCUUGUUGGCAAUCACAGAGGUCAGACGUUUCUUGUAGUUGGCCACCAGGUUUGCACACAUCUCAGGAGGGAUUUUGUCCCACUCCUCUUUGCAGAUCUUCUCCAAGUCAUUAAGGUUUCGAGGCUGACGUUUGGCAACUCGAACCUUCAGCUCCCUCCACAGAUUUUCUAUGGGAUUAAGGUCUGGAGACUGGCUAGGCCACUCCAGGACCUUAAUAUGCUUCUUCUUCAGCCACUCCUUUGUUGCCUUGGCCGUGUGUUUUGGAUCAUUGUCAUGCUGGAAACCCAUCCACGACCCAUUUUCAAUGCCCUGGCUGAGGGAAGGAGGUUCUCACCCAAGAUUUGAUGGUACAUGGCCCCGUCCGUCGUCCCUUUGAUGCGGUGAAGUUGUCCUGUCCCCUUAGCAGAAAAACACCCCCAAAGCAUAAUGUUUCCACCUCCAUGUUUUACGGUGGGGAUGGUGUUUUUGGGGUCAUAGGCAGCAUUCCUCCUCCUCCAAACACGGCGAGUUGAGUUGAUGCCAAAGACCUUGAUUUUUCACCCAGUUCUUCUCUGAAUCAUUCAGAUGUUCAUUGGCAAACUUCAGACGGGCCUGUAUAUCUGCUUUCUUGAGCAGGGGGACCUUGCGGGCGCUGCGGGAUUUCAGUCCUUCAUGGCGUAGUGUGUUACCAAUUGUUUUCUUGGUGACUAUGGUCCCAGCUGCCUUGAGAUCAUUGACAAGAUCCUCCCGUGUAGUUCUGGGCUGAUUCCUCACCGUUCUCAUGAUCAUUGCAACUCCGCGAGGUGAGAUCUUGCAUGGAGCCCCAGGCCGAGGGAGAUUGACAGUUCUUUUGUGUUUCUUCCAUUUGCGAAUAAUCGCACCAACUGUUGUCACCUUCACACCAAGCUGCUUGCCGAUGGUAUUGUAGCCCAUUCCAGCCUUGUGUAGGUCUACAAUCUUGUCCCUGACAUCCUUGGAGAGCUCUUUAGUCUUGGCCAUGGUGGAGAGUUUGGAAUCUGAUUGAUUGAUUGCUUCUGUUGACAGGUGUCUUUUAUACAGGUGACAAACUGAGAUUAGGAGCAUUCCCUUUAAGAGUGUGCUCCUAAUCUCAGCUCGUUACCUGUAUAAAAGACACCUGGGAGCCAGAAAUCUUUCUGAUUGAGAGGGGGUCAAAUACUUAUUUCCCUAAUUAAAAUGCAAAUCAAUUUAUAACAUUUUUGACAUGCGUUUUUCUGGAUUUUUUUGUUGUUAUUCUGUCUCUCACUGUUCAAAUAAACCUACCAUUAAAAUUAUAGACUGAUAAUUUCUUUGUCAGUGGGCAAACAUACAAAAUCAGCAGGGGAUCAAAUACUUUUUUCCCCUCACUGUAUACAGUGUAUAUCCAAACUUAAGAAUGUGAUUACUAAGUUCAGUGUCUCCCUUAUCUAUUUUUGUUACCUUUUUUAUUACUCCUUUCAAUUAAAUCAACUAUUCUUCAACUCCCCCCUUUUCUCCAUAUCUCCUCCUCUCCUCCACCCCUCUCUGCCUUGUUCACAGUGGACUCCUGAGGGGAGGCGACUUGUCACCGGAGCCUCCAGUGGGGAGUUCACCUUGUGGAACGGACUCACCUUCAACUUUGAGACCAUCUUACAGGUAAACAUUGAAUCCACCCUUUUACAACACUUUACAAUUAACUUAAAACUUCUGAAAUGUGUAUUCAGCAGUUCUGAACCACAUGAAAUCGGUAUAUCCACUGUCUUUAAAAAUUUUUAUCCAACCCUGUGUUUUUGGUUCUGGUGCUCGCUCUGUCUGUCUCUCCUCCCCUCAGGCCCAUGACAGCCCUGUGCGGGCCAUGACCUGGUCUCACAACGACAUGUGGAUGUUGACAGCCGACCACGGCGGCUACGUCAAAUACUGGCAGUCCAACAUGAACAACGUCAAGAUGUUCCAGGCUCACAAGGAGGCGAUUAGAGAGGCCAGGUCUAUAUCCAAUCUACCAUUUUUUGUAGUUAACCCCAGACUGUUACUGCUGUUUCCCCCAAUAAUGAUUAAUAGAUGUACGUGUGUGCUUUCACGACACUGCACUGAUCUCUUUUUGAUAUUCUUAUUAUUGUCAUUAUCAUUGCCUGUGGCUCACGAUGAGUUGUGUAUCUGGAUUUUUUUCUAUACAUAACUACUAUGUACAGAAAAGGUAGAUUUUCACGGUCUUGUUAAAUAAAGUGUUUAUCUAUAUCCAUACGCAAAAGGGAUUGACACAUGUUAAUGCUAUUGGUUUACACAGAUAGGCCCAGAGGGACAGAGUGUAUACAGAAUGAAGUGGAGUGGUUGCACCUGACGUUACUGCAUACAUAGGGAGUUUCGAAUGUGGCCAACUUGUUCUUCGUUUAUGGACCUUGGGGAAGGCGUCUCACACGCAUAGGGUCACUCCACACCAGGGUUUCCGCUACCCAGUAAUAGUUUUUGGCAACAAAAAAAAUAAUCCAAGCCGAUAAAUAAAAUUGCCGCCAGCCAAUUUUCCGGGAGAAGAAGAAGAAAUACCUUUGCGGGAUAAUGCCCUUUAACCUAUUCAUUGAUGGAAAUAGAUUUGACUGGUCAUGCUUAUCAGUCUAUAGGUUAAUUUGCAUAUUUUAGUGGAAUUCGAUUGGUGCGCGUGUACAGUAUAUUCGUUAUGCAUCUUAUUUAUCACACGCGUACACCAUACAGAUACAGAACCUUUAAGUGGAAAAUCUGUCAGACGGCACGAGAGCUGCUGCUACAGCAUCUCAAACAGCAAAUGCAUAGACAACGGAAGGCAGGCUUCAUCAGAGCUUCACACACCACUUUGCAAUGAGCUGGAGGCAGUAAGAAAGACAUCACAUCGUUGCAUCCUUGACUUGCAUGUUCUGUUAAUAUGAAUCACCAUAAUCUAAAUGUGAUUUGUCAUUCUGAGCACCGUGGGUGGACACCCUAAUCAGGUUACGCACCCAAUGCAUAUGGGUCAGGUACAUUUCUCAAAUGUCCUGUAAAUUAAAAUGCCACCGGAAACCCUGGUCCACACACAUACUUCACAAAGGUCCCAUGGUUGAUUUGAAGGUUUUUGAGGUGUAAGCAAACGCAUGUCUACAAUCCCCCACCUUUUGAAACCACUAAAAUUGCCACCCCACAUUGUCUGCUGUUGAAUCUAUCCUAGUGACAAAACCCACAUCCACACGUGACCCCAUAGCUUUUGAAUAAAGACUAUUUCUGCCAAAAACACAACCAAAUUGCCUCUGGGGUUAGAGCAGUUGGCUAUCAACUUUCAAUUCCCACGCAACCCACAAGGUCGCUUUGACUAUCCACCAUCCCAAACCCCCUGGUAUAUUGACAGUUAAAUCUACAUUGAAUGGGGCGGUGCAGUUGAGAGGGAUUUAUUGCAUAAAAAGUUGCCUUUGCUGUAUAUUUCUACCUUUGGUGGUUUUGCCUUCAUGGAGCUUUACGAAAAUAAUCAAUAAAGAUUGUGAAUAGGGUUUUAUGCUGGAUUUCCCUCUGAAGUAUAACACAAAACUUAAAGUUUCAGUUUUUAAUAUAUAACUUCUCAAUGCCAUAACUUAUUUUCUUUGAAUGUUGAUGUUUCUGAGAUACUUUUAAUGUUGUUGUUGAACGUGCAUUGAAUCUCCAGGACCAAUGGAAAAUAAAUAAUCUUAGGGCUGUGGCCAUAGUCCUGGAAAAAUUGUACAUCAUACAUGCAUUGAUGGAUGUGCUCCAAACCUGAAGAUGGCAAUUAAGGAACUAGUCAAGAAGUUCAACAGGUGUUUGUUAGCAGGGCCAUGUAGGCUAUCUUUGGUGUUGGUAUAAGUCAGGUUUCUGCGGGGUCACGAGGGCUAUAGUACAUUGGCCUAAUACCUCACUUUAUCACCAUGCUGCAACUGUUGCUCCAACUACAGAUGGAGCCACAUUAUCUGUUUGACUGACAGGACUUCACGACCUCAUGACGCUGUAAAAGGGACACAACAUUUGAAAAUCUAUUUCUCUGAUGUUUUCAGACAUAAGCCUAAACUCUGCAAAUCUGGCAAUGAUAUGGUGCCACAGCCACUGCCUAUCAUUUCCAUUCUGUAAAGUGUAUAUAUUGCUAGAUCUACACAGUACACAACAGAUCGCCUGGGACAUACAGUUCAGCCACCAAUUGUGCAAGUUCUCCCAGUUAAAAAGAUGAGAGAGGCCUGUAAUUUUCAUCAUAGGUACACGUCAACUAUGACAGACAAAUUGAGGAAAAACAUCCAGAAAAUCACAUUGUAGGAUCUUUUAUGAAUUAUUUGCAAAUUAUGGUGGAAAAUAAGUAUUUGGUCACCUACAGACAAGCAAGAUUUCUGGCUCUCACAGACCUGUAACUUCUUCUUUAAGAGGCUCCUCUGUCCUCCACUCGUUACCUGUAUUAAUGGCACCUGUUUGAACUUGUUAUCAGUAUAAAAGACACCUGUCCACAACCUCAAACAGUCACACUCCAAACUCCACUAUGGCCAAGACCAAAGAGCUGUCAAAGGACACCAGAAACAAAAUUGUAGACCUGCACCAGGCUGGGAAGACUGAAUCUGCAAUAGGUAAGCAGCUUGGUUUGAAGAAAUAAACUGUGGGAGCAAUUAUUAGGAAAUGGAAGACAUACAAGACCACUGAUAAUCUCCCUCGAUCUGGGGCUCCACGCAAGAUCUCACCCCGUGGGGUCAAAAUGAUCACAAGAACGGUGAGCAAAAAUCCCAGAACCACACGGGGGGACCUAGUGAAUGACCUGCAGAGAGCUGGGACCAAAGUAACAAAGCCUACCAUCAGUAACACACUACGCCGCCAGGGACUCAUAUCCUGCAGUGCCAGACGUGUCCCCCUGCUUAAGCCAGUACAUGUCCAGGCCCGUCUGAAGUUUGCUAGAGUGCAUUUGGAUGAUCCAGAAGAGGAUUGGGAGAAUGUCAUAUGGUCAGAUGAAACCAAAAUAUAACUUUUUGGUAAAAACUAAACUCGUCGUGUUUGGAGGACAAAGAAUGCUGAGUUGCAUCCAAAGAACACCAUACCUACUGUGAAGCAUGGGGGUGGAAACAUCAUGCUUUGGGGCUGUUUUUCUGCAAAGGGACCAGGACGAUUGAUCCGUGUAAAGGAAAGAAUGAAUGGGGCCAUGUAUCGUGAGAUUUUGAGUGAAAACCUCCUUCCAUCAGCAAGGGCAUUGAAGAUGAAACGUGGCUGGGUCUUUCAGCAUGACAAUGAUCCCAAACACACCGCCCGGGCAACGAAGGAGUGGCUUCGUAAGAAGCAUUUCAAGGUCCUGGAGUGGCCUAGCCAGUCUCCAGAUCUCAACAACCCCAUAGAAAAUCUUUGGAGGGAGUUGAAAGUCCAUGUUGCCCAGCGACAGCCCCAAAACAUCACUGCUCUGGAGGAGAUCUGCAUGGAGGAAUGGGCCAAAAUACCAGCAACAGUGUGUGAAAACCUUGUGAAGACUUACAGAAAACGUUUGACCUGUGUCAUUGCCAACAAAGGGUAUAUAACAAAGUAUUGAGAAACUUUUGUUAUUGACCAAAUACUUAUUUUCCACCAUAAUUUGCAAAUACAUUCAUUAAAAAUCCUACAAUGUGAUUUUCUGGAGAAUUUUUUUUUCUCAUUUUGUCUGUCAUAGUUGACGUGUCCUAUGAUGAAAAUUACAGGCCUCUCAUCUUUUUAAGUGGGAGAACUUGCACAAUUGGUGGCUGACUAAAUACUUUUUUUCCCCACUGUAUCUCAACAAAUAUUAAGGCUCUAUCUGUAAUCUAACCCGAGACAUCCUAGUUACAUUUUGGUUGCUCCCUUUCACCUAGCCCCCUUUGCACAAAUCUGAUUAGAUCAUGCAUUAUGGCCAACAUUUCACUAGGCCUAUUGGAGGGCAUGGCAGAGCCUUCGCCAUAUUGCGUUCACUAUUCUGAUCACCUCAGUCUAAACACUGAAGGGAAUAGGGCAGGUGGGUAGGACCGCAAUGGGACUGGGCAAGAGUUGUUGAAGAGCAUGAAUGGCUGGCAGAUAUUUUGCAUUUUGAUAAGAAGGGCAGGUUAGGAUUUAGUUCAGAAUUUUGACUGAUUUAGUGAUGAUAGAUAUUUUUUGUUGUUGCUGGAUUGCUUACCUGUUGCUUUAGUGUAGGGUCAUUACACUUGUAGGUAUUGGUCAUUUGCGGUGGAGUUCAGACGGUAAUGCUUGUGUAAACUGAGGAAGAUUCAUUUAACUUGGGCUUACGUCUAGUGUGAAGAUUGCUUUUGGCUUACAGUUUAGACCUAUCUGAGUGUAGUUUGUUUUUUAUGGUUAUACAGGUUGAUAAGUGUUACGUUUUGGGUAGAUACGUUGUAGUGUAAUGAUGUAACGUGUUAGUUGUGGGGCAACACUGUUUUGUCUGGGUUUCUAUCACUGGUCAGCUAAACCUUUUGUGAAUUUUGUUAAAUGCCAAUACACAGCUAGAGGGAGAGGUUGCUGAUGUGCCCAGGAAAUGGCCCCCAUAAGUGGUUGAACUGUACUGGGUUGUACUAGGAUUUGACCCUGGGAGCCCAACUGUGUCUUCCUGCAUUGUUGAUUCUCUUCCUGCCUCACUCUGUCUUCAGUUUCUCACCUACGGAUAAUAAAUUUGCCACUUGCUCUGACGACGGAACCGUACGCAUCUGGGACUUUCUACGCUGUUACGAGGAGAGAAUUCUCAGAGGUAUGUUCUGUUGAAUACACAUACAGCUGUACCAAAUUGAUACACCUCACUGGACACCACGACUCGCCCCUGGAAAAACACAUUCACACAGACACUUUUAGGGGAUUGCACCGCAACAUGUUCCUUUUCUGUACCCAUAAGUCAGAACCAUCCAUGAAAUGCACAACUCAUUUGGCAAAUUUGUUCAUUGAUUGUAUCUAUGGACCUCAACUGAUACUGCCUUUAAAUGCAUCAGUUGCUAGUUGUUGAUUAGUCCUUACUCACGUAUAUUUAUUCACUGUCUGUUGGCCCUUUUGCUAUUGCCAUGCUUGAGGCUGCAUUUAAAUAUUCAAUACUAAUUACAGUACCAGUCAAAAGCUUGGACACCUACUCAGUCAAGGGUUUUUCUUUAUUUUGACUAUUUUCUACAUUGUAGAAUAAUAGUGAAGACAUCAAAACUAUGAAAUAACACAUGGAAUCAUGUAGUAACGAAAAAAGUGUUAAACAAAUCAAAAUAGAUUUGAGAUUCUUCAAAGUAGCCACCCUUUGCCUUGACAGCUUUGCACACUCUUGGCAUUCUCUCAACCAGCUUCAUGAGGUAGUCACCUGGAAUGCAUUUAAAUUAACAGGUGUGCCAUGUUAAAAGUGAAUUUGUGGAAUUUCUUUCCUUAAACAGGUGGGGGGGUAUACCGAAGAUAGCCCUAUUUGGUAAAAGACAAAGUCUAUAUUAUGGCAAGAACAGCUCAAAUAAGCAAAGAGAAACAACAGUCCAUCAUUACUUUAAGACAUGAAGGUCAGUCAAUCCUGACAAUUUCAAGAACUUUGAAAGUUUCUUCAAGUGCAGUCGCAAAAACCAUCAAGCGCUAUGAUGAAACUCGCUCUCAUGUGGACCGCCACAGGAAUGGAAGACCCAGAGUUACCUCUGCUGCAGAGGAUAAGUUCAAGAUUGCAGCCCAAAUAAAUGCUUCACAGAGUUCAAGGAACAGACACAUCUCAACAUCAACUGUUCAGAGGAGACUGCGUGAAUCAGGCCUUCAUGGUCGAAUUGCUGCAAAGAAACUUCUACUAAAGGACACCAAUAAUAAGAAGAGACUUGCUUGGGACAAGAAACACAAGCAAUGGACAUUAGACCGGUGGAAAUCUGUUCUUUGGUAUGAUGAGUCCAAAUUUGAGAUUUUUGGUUCCAACCGCCAUGUCUUUGUGAGACGCAGAGUAGGAGAACGGAUGAUCUCCGCAUGUGUGGGUCCCACCGUGAAGCAUGGAGGAGGAGGAGGUGUGAUGGUGUGGGGGUGCUUUGCUGGUGACACUGUCAAUGAUUUAUUUAGAAUUCAAGGCACACUUAACCAGCAUGGCUACCACCAGCAUUCUGCAGCGAUACGCCAUCCCAUCUGGUUUGCGCUUAGUGGGACUAUCAUUUGUUUUUCAACAGGACAAUGACCCAAAACACACCUCCAGGCUGUGUAAGGGCUAUUUGACCAAAAAGGAGAGUGAUGGAGUGCUGCAUCAGAUGACCUGGCCUCUACAAUCACCCGACCUCAACCCAGUUGAGAUGGUUUGGGAUGAGUUGGAGUGAAGGAAAAGCAGCCAACAAGUGCUCAGCAUAUGUGGGAACUACUUCAAGACUGUUGGAAAAGCAUUCCUCAUGAAGCUGGUUGAGAGAAUGCAAAGAGUGUGCAAAGCUGUCAUCAAGGCAAAGGGUGGCUACUUUGAAAAAUCUAAAAUAUAUUUUGAUUUGUUUAACACUUUUUUGGUUACUACAUGAUUCCAUAUGUGUUAUUUCAUAGUUUUGAUUAUUCUACGAUGUAGAAAAUAGUCAAAAUAAAGAAAAACCCUUGAAUGAGUAGGUGUGACAACUUUUGACUGGUACUGUACAUUAGCGGUGGUUGUUGUAAUUAGAUUUAAUUUUGUUAAUAUCCAAUUGAUUAUCAAUUAACAAUGUUUUUUAAAUAGUCAAAACCUUGGUGAAUGUAUACUGUAGGUAGGCCUAUCCCAACACCAACUAGUCACGUUGCACGAGCAUUUACUUUUAAUUGCAUAGGUUUUCUUUAUAUAACAUUUAGCUAUAAAGGCUAAUGCUAGUUCAUAGCUAUGUGCUCGAUUUUAUACACCUGUCAGCAACCGGUGUGGCUGAAAUAGCCGAAUCCACUCAUUUGAAGGGGUGUCCACAUACUUUUGUAUAUAUAGUGUAUAUUCACAGGAACUGGUUUCAGUGCCCGUUGUUGUAUAUUAGUACAUUAUAAGAGUACACAGUUUGGUGUGUUCUUUUCUGUAGAGUGUGUGUGUCUAUCUGUCUGUCUGAAGGCAGGAUCUUGAUGGUUCAGCAUGAUUCACAGUUAGUCACAGUAUGAUCGAUCAAGUCUUUGCCGUAUAAACACCCUAGUCAGGAAAAACCCAUUCCUCUUUGAUUGCAUGGUUUAAUUUGUUUUAAUAAAAGCUUGGAAGGGAUUGGGGGUGUCAUUGUAGAGCAUAUUGGCUAGCCACGCGAGUUGCCUGAUCUCUCAUGUAAGCUCGCAAGAUCAGGCGGCUAGCAAGGCUACAUAUUUGCAUCCUUGUGCGAAUUGAAUAAAAUUGUUCCUGCCAAGCAUGAAUAAAGUAAACACCUUGUUUGCUAGUAUUAUGUUCAUAUGUUUACAGUUGCAGACAAUUUUGAAUACAAGUGAAGUUACAUUGAACUAUUCGCAGGCCAUGCAGAAAGUUUGGCCUAAUCUGCUAAUUUCACAGAUUCUAUACUGUAUGCAAUGUCAUUGUAGUUGACUUGUCUUUUGAGCCUUGCAAUAAAUUCCACUGAACAAAAAUAUGAACGCAAUAUAUAAAGUGUUGGUCCCAUGUUUCAUGAGCUGAAAUAAAAGAUCCCAGAAAUGUUCCAUAUGCACAAAAAGCUUAUUUCUCUAAAAUGUUAUGCACAAAUUUGUUUACAUUCCUGUUAGUGAGCAUUUCUCCUUUGCCAAGAUAAUCCAUCCACCUGACAGAUGUGGCAUAUCAAGAAGCUGAUUAAACAGCAUAAUCAUUACACAGGUGCACCUUGUGCUGGGGACAAUAAAAGGCCACUCUAAAAUGUGCAGUUUUGUCACACAACACAAUGUCACAGAUGUCUCAAGUUUUGAGGGAGCGUGCAAUUGGCAUGCUGACUGCAGGAAUGUCUACCAGAGCUUUUGCCAGAGAAUUGAAUGUUAAUUUCUCUACCAUAAUCCGCCUCCAACGUCAUUUUAGAAAAUGUAGCACUACGUUCAACUGGCCUCACAACCACAGACCACAUGUAACCACGCCAGCCAAGGACCUCCACAUCCGGCUUCUUCACCUGAGACCAGCCACCCGGACAGCUGAUGAAACUGUGGGUUUGCACAACCAAAGAAUUUCUGCACAAACUGUCAGAAACCGUCUCAGGGAAGCUCAUUUGCGUGCUCGUUGUCCUCACCAGGGUCUUGACCUGACUGCAGUUUGGCAUCGUAACUGACUUCAGUGGGAAAAUGCUCACCUUCGAUGGCCGCUGGCACACUGGAGAAGUUUCAACUGUACCGGGCAGACUGCAUGUUGUGAACAGUGUCCCAUGGUGGCGAUGGGAUUAUGGUAUGGGCAUAAACUACGGACAACGAACACAAUUGCUAUUUAUUGAUGGCGAUUUGAAUGCACAGAGAUACCCGUACGAGAUUCUGAGGCCCAUUGUCGUGCUAUUCAUCCGGCGCCAUCACCUCAUGUUUCAGCAUGAUAAUGCAUGGCCCCAUGUCGCAAGAAUCUGUACACAAUUCCUGCAAGCUGAAAAUGUCCCGGUUCUUCCAUGGCCUGCAUACGUACCAGACAUGUCACCCAUUGAGCAUGUUUGGGAUGCUCUGGAUCGACGUGUACGACAGCGUGUUCCAGUUCCCGCCAAUAUCAAGCAACUUCGCACAGCCAUUGAAGAGGAGAGGGGGUCAACAUUCCACAGGCCACAAUCAACAGCCGGAUCAACUCAAUGCAAUGGAGAUGUCGUGCUGCAUGAGGCAAAUGGUGGUCACACCAGAUACUGACUGUUUUUCUGAUCACACCCCUACUUUUCUUUUCUUGUUUUGGCCAACCGAUGCAUAUCUGUUUUCCCGGUCAUGUGAAAUCCAUAGAUUUGGGCCUAAUGAAUUCAUUUCAAUUGACUGAUUUCCUUAUAUGAACUGUAACUCCGUAAAAUUGUUGCAUGUUGUGUUUAUAUUUUUGUUCAGUGUAAAUAAGCUUUACUGUGCUCGUUGAAGAACAAUGCAGAACUGACCAUUUACUUCAAACCAGUUUGGCUUGCUUUUGGUUUUUUGAGCCUUGCAAUAAACUAAAUAAACAUUACUGUGCUCAUUGAAGAAUAAAUGCAGAAUUGAACUUUUAGAUGAAACCAGUUUGCCAGUUUGGACACCCUCAUAUUUUGAUAUAACCUGAUGCAUUAGACUACCGUGGGUUGACAAUGUUUUUUUCUUUUUCUUUUUGCUAUUGAGAAGCCGUAUAUGAACCAAAACUAGAGAUGUGCACGCUGUACUCAGAUUUGUGCAGAUUUUCCAUUGAUUAGUCUGUGUUGUCUUCAGUGAAUUGACUUUCAUUGAUCACUACUAUUUCACUUAUUAGUUUUUUGUUUCCACUGUAAGUAAUUGAUUAGCUAUGAGUUCACAAUUUUCUUAUUGAAUUAAUGUGCUUUUACAGCAGAGAUGCCUAGCUGUACUUCUAGGGUAAAUGUAUAUGGCACUAUGCCUAGUGGUAAAAAAGAAAAAGAAAGAUACAGCAGUUUUUAACUAAAAUGCAUUUUUUUUCCUGAUCUUGUCUGGUGGAGUAAGGGAGGCACAAAGUAUUUAAUAGAUUAUCAGAUACUCAACAAGAAGGUCUGAUUUCAUUAUUACGGAAACAGGAUCCAAGUGGUAAAUAUAAAGAUCCAGUCCAUUAAAAAGAUUGGAGGAACCCUACACUUUAGUGUUGUGAUGCAAAAAUUAUAGCAAAAUGUAUAGAGUUAUUGGAUAUUAUUAAUCCUAAUCAGACAGGUAUUUUACAUAAUAUAAGACAAGUACUGGAAACAAUAGAAUACUAUGACAAAUCUGGGAAACCAGGCCUGGUAUUCAUAGCUGACUUUGAAAACGUUUUUGAUAAAGUACGAUUGGAAUUUAUAUAUACAGUGGGGAGAACAAGUAUUUGAUACACUGCCGAUUUUGCAGGUUUACCUACUUACAAAGCAUGUAGAGGUCUGUAAUUUUUAUUAUAGGUACACUUCAACUGUGAGAGACGGAAUCUAAAACAAAAAUCCAGAAAAUCACUUUGUAUGAUUUUUAAGUAAUUCAUUUGCAUUUUAUUUUAUUUUAGCGAAGAUUUUUAAAGUAAGAUGUUUACACGAUCAGUCCAAUCAAAGCUACUGUACAUAUAAUGUGAUUUGACGUCAUUUUGUCUGUGGCCAAUAACCUUGAGCCUUCUUGGAAGGGCACUUCUAAUGUAGCUCUAUGGCAGGACCCAAAGGGCUUGACUUUUCAAUGUCUACCCUUACUAAGGACUUAGACUUGGCGGUGAUGUAGUGUCCCCAUGAGUGACAGAACACUGAGCCAAUCACGGCGCAACGCUCCUAUUUUCUGCUGGCUUGCCCAACCACCACAGAAAGCACUGAGCUAGGCUGAAACACCUGCAUUUUGGAGCUGCCUUACUCAAGAAAACAAAAGAGAGACCAUGUUUGAAUGCAGGUUUAUUAACUCAAUGAUAUAUAUAUAUAUUUUUUACAUUGUUUGUAAACUGAUAUGUGACACGUAUUAAUGACCAAAUAACAUGCAAAACAGGAGCCUUUUUAUUUUUUAUUUUUAUGGGGCUCAAAACAGGUGGGGCUACCUGCCCUGAAUGACGGGUCUCCCCUGCAUGCGCAUAACGUUUAGAAAACAGGAACAAGUGUCCGGGGGACAGGGCGAACAGGACGCUAGGCCACUGAAUUUUUCCCCUGUGGUAUCGCGAUACUACUUGGUAUCGUGAUACAUGGGCUGGUAUCGUAUCGUUAGUCAAAUGUUGGUAUCAUGACAACACUAGAUGAAAUGGCAUUUUCAGAUACCAUCACAUAAUGAACUAGGUAGAUGCUUAGUGUAGAAAUGUCACUCAGGUCAGUCAUGUCACCAAUGGUUCAUACAGUAAUUUAUCUCCUAUCACACACAUUUACACAUUGUUAAACCUUGUUGGUGUCUCUGGUCACCUUAUCUUCAUAUCUUUUGUUAUACUCACACACUCUCGCUCACACACUAUAUGUAAUCUAUGUGUAAUUACUGUGAAUUUUGUCUGUUACCACAUCUACUGUUUUAAUAAUUAGGGGUUCAUCAGCAAACUGGUGGAACGCUAUUGUAUUUGUCAGCGUUUAUUAUUAUUAUUUAUUAUUAUACCAGAUAACAUGCAAAUUCCUGUGAGAUGGUGAUGCCUAGGACAGCGCAACUUGGCAUGAUGGUAAAAGGCCAAAGGCCACACUCUCCCAUGCAAUGCCAUGCCAAUUGGCCACAUGGUGGCGCUAUAACAAGCGAUUGAAAAUGCUAACUUUGAAAGGUCAAGCCCCUCACCCUGUGUGACCUAGAGUCUUGAAAUUUGGUACAUAGAUCCCUCUCCUCACAAGGAACACAUUUGCCUCAAGAACGCAUAAGGUCCGCCAUGAUGGAUUUUCCGCCAUUUUGAAUUUUGUGAAAAACACUUAAAAAGCUACUCUGGCACCGAAUGACCGAUCUUCAUGAAAUUUGAUAUGUUGCAUCUAUGGACCAAGGUCUGUAAACUCACUACAAUCCAGGCUAGUAUGUCAAACAAUAUAGCUGCAACUGACCAAUAAACAUUCACGUGGGCGUGGUCUGUCACAUUAAUGCAUAUAAAUCAGUCACGGAUAUUCGUAUUAUAACAAAAAUUGGUACACAUGCUCCAACACUGAAGACUCAACAUAUGCAAGCACAUUUUUAUAUCUCUUCAUCUGUUUGACUCAGUGAUUAAAUGUGGCACACAUGCUCAAGGAUGAGUCUAGCUAACCCCAUUCAUGCAAGCUUAUUGGUUCCUAGCAGCCAUAUUGUUUCAGCUAUAGUCUUGGAAAAUAGUGUGUUUGAAGAUGUGCAUUCAUAGAUGCUAUAUACCAGAUUUGGUGCCAAUCGGUCUAGCGGUUCUGAAGAAUACGUUUAAAAUAGUCAACAUCAUUGAAAAUGGUCCAAAAUACAUCAAAAGUAUAUUAUAUUGCAUGAUCUGUUUGAUUUUGAGUUCUGAUAUUUGGCAAGCGUGAUAAAUAGCACAGAAGUAACUUGUCCUAGGGCAAUGUGCCCAAUUUCUCCUGAUGGUGGCACAGUGGGCACACAGCUGAACCCUGGCAAUGCUGCUUCCAGCUUUUAUAAUGUAUAUGCAUUGGUACAAGACAGUAUAUUGCCCAAGUUUUAUGUUUACACACCCUACAGUGAGUAAGGGUGGGAUUGAGUGACUCCCCCUACACACACACACACACGCUGUAUCUGUCACACACACCUGUAGUAGACCACACCACCUCUCAGAUGCACAUACAAGUUAACUAUUGUAUGUUUGUUCUGUCGUCCUUUUGCCUCUGACACACACACACACACACCCUUACACAUAUUAAAUGUGUUCUUCCUCCACAGGUCACGGAGCUGACGUGAAGUGCGUGGACUGGCACCCCACUAAAGGCCUGGUGGUUUCCGGGAGCAAAGACAGCCAGCAGCCAAUCAAAUUCUGGGAUCCCAAAAGCGGGCAGAGUUUGGCCACACUGUGAGUUUUACCCAGAGGCAGCAGAAGCAGCACACAGCUGGCAUUAAGCACCCCAUCCCCAAAACCCAGAGCCCCCUGAGAAAUUAUCGAACAAAAUGUGUUACUUCUCGGUAACGAUUAAUGCUUUCUUGUUAAAAUGACGUUGUAACCAUGUAGUUUCUCAGUAGAUUACAGAUAGUAAAAUGGUUAAAUCUGUUUUAAAAUGGUUAAGGCAACUUGGAGGACAGAAAGGAACUUAUACCCUUUUUACACUACUGUGCCAAGCUGAACCGUACUGUGCUUGUUUGGAUAUUUGUCAGCAACUUGCUGGAUGCACAACCAGGCCAGCUCAGCUUGCCUCAGCUUAGUAGUGUGUAAAAGGUAUCAGUCCCUUACGCUCACUCUCCCCCCUCCCCCAAGUCACGCCCAUAAGAACACGGUGAUGGAGGUGAAGUGGAACCUGAAUGGUAACUGGUUGCUGACAGCGUCCCGCGACCACCUGUGUAAGCUCUUUGACAUCCGCAACCUCAAGGAGGAGCUGCAGGUGUUCCGGGGCCACAAGAAAGAGGCCACAGGUGUGUGUGAGAGAACCUGUAUUUCUGCUUUGACUUGACUGAUGUGACUUGGCCUAUUCCAUUCAGCACUUAGUGUAGUAAAUGGCCUCUGAUGUAGCUAGAGGAAUAUUAUGAUGCCAAAUGUUUGGUUUAUUUACACUGGUGUGUGUGCGCCUGUGUGCUUGAUUAUAGUUAGUGUUGCUAUGGAUUGUUUCUGCUAUGUUCUGCUCUUUCAAGGAUGUGAAAGUUCUCUAUAAUUCUUGCUGGUGGGCAGGGGAAACUCCUUGAGUUGAGAGACCACUUUAUUUUUGUGGGGAUCCUGAGUUUCGGAUACAUAAUUUUUUUUCUUUACCUUUUAUUUUGUCAGGGAGUCAUACUGAGACCAAGGUCUCUUUUACACAUGAGUUACAGAAAUAUACACAUCAAAUACAAAACGCAAUAAGAAAAAAAGCACCAUCAUAAAAAAACACAUUCAUCAGUAAAAAGGUCCUCAAUCAGGUUUCUGAAUUGCCCUAGAGGCACCAAGACAUCCAAUUUAAGAGCAUUGAAGAUUGUUCCAUAAAUAUGGUGCAAAAAAACUAAAAGCUGAUAUACAUAACUCGGAGACAGAUGGAAUUUCAAGAGUUAACCAUCCCUGAGAAAUAAUGUGUAUGUUUGUGAAAUAUAUGUGUUAAACCUCUUGUCUACAGCUGUAGCAUGGCACCCUGUCCACGAGGGCCUGUUUGCCAGCGGAGGCUCGGACGGAUCCCUCCUCUUCUGGAACGUAGGGUAAGAGUGACAGCUCAACCCUCCAACUGACACACAGGAUGUAAUUUCCUCUACCAAUCAUUGGCCAAAGGCUUGAUUUCUUUGCAUCAGUCAUUUCAAUGAACAUAGUUCAAAUGUAUGAUAGCAAGCAUUAAUCAUGUGGAAGGGGGCAAUGCUCAUAAAUAUAGUCUGAAUACCUCUGAACAUGAAUAAUUCCUCCACAAAGCCUAUAUUAAUGACAUUAUGCAUGUUACAAAUGACUGGGGUCAUUACCAUUUAUGACCGUUUUCAUGUCACGUCAUGCUCUUAUCUUGUAUUUCUACUGUGCUUUCUGUCAGGGUGGAGAAGGAGGUGGGUGGUAUGGAGAUGGCCCAUGAGGGCAUGAUCUGGAGCCUGGCGUGGCACCCACUUGGGCACAUCCUCUGCUCUGGAUCCAACGACCACACCAGGUAAGCUUACAAAUACACAAGCCAUAGAGGAUCAAAAACAUAGACAUAACUCUCCACCCAUACCAGAACAGGGAAGACAGGGAAGCUAGGCUACAAGGAAUUGUUCAUAAGGUUAAUAGAUGGGGUUGUAACAAUUAACCGAUAUGGCUCGGAAUCCUGUUCAAAUGUUUAAGAUACGAGUGCAUCGGGACUCCAAACCAAUCCAAAUGUAGCAUGUAUCGGUCAGAAAAUUCAAAUGUUACGAACUGCCGGUUCACUAAAUGUUUACUCUGAUUUACUUUUUACCUUCUGAAAAUGUCUCAUCUUUUUGGGGAUUGAACUGGUACGUCUACUCCUGCAUGUAACUGCCAGGGUUUCCGUUGUUGAAGCACCUUUGGCAGCGAUUACAGCCUCAAGCCUUUUUGGGUAUGACGCUACAAGCUUGGCACACCUGUAUUUGGGGAGUUUAUCCCAUUCUUCUCUGCAGAUCCUCUCAAGCUCUGUCAGGUUGAAUGGAGAGCGUCGCUGCACACCUAUUUUCAGGUCUCUCCAGAGAUGUUCGAUCAGGUUCAAGUCCGGGCUCUGGCUGGGCCACUCAAGGACAUUCAGAGACUUGUCCCGAAGCCACUCCUGCAUUGUUUUGGCUGUGUGCUUAGGGUCGUUGUCCUGUUGGAAGGCGAACCUUCGCCCCAGUCUGAGAACCUGCUCCAGAGCGCUCAGGACUUCAUCAAGGAUCUCUCUGUACUUUGCUCCGUUCAUCUUUCCCUUGAUCCUGACUAGUCUCCCAGUCCCUGCUGCUGAAAAACAUCCCCACAGCAUGAUGGUGCCAGGUUUCCUCCAGACGUGACGCUUGGCAUUCAGGCCAAAGAGUUCAAUUUUGGUUUCAUCAGACCAAAUAAUCUUGUUUCUCAUGGUCUGAGAGUCCUUUAGGUGCUUUUUGGCAAACUCCAAGCGGGCUGUCAUGAGCCUUUUACUGAGGAGUGGCUUCCAUCUGAGUGGCUUCCGUCUGGCCACUCUACCAUAAAGGCCUGAUUGGUGGAAUGCUGCAGAGAUGUUUGUCCUUCUGGAAGGUUCUCCCAUCUCCACAGAAUAACUCUGGAGCUCUGUCAGAGUGACGAUCAGGUUCUUGGUCACCUCCCUGACCAAGGCCCUUCUCCCCCGAUUGUUCAAUUUGGCUGGGUCGCCAGCUCUAGGAAGAGUCUUGGUGGUUCCAAACUUCUUCCAUUUAAGAAUGAUGGAGGCCACUGUAUUCUUGGGGACCUUCAAUGCUGCAGACAUUUUUUGGUACCCUUCCCCAGAUCUGUGCCGACACAAUCCUGUCUCUGAGCUCUACUGACAAUUCCUUCGACCUCAUGGCUUGGUUUUUGCCCUGACAUGCACUGUCAACUGUGGGGCCUUAUAUAGACAGGUGUGUGCCUUUCCAAAUCAUGUCCAAUCAAUUGAAUUUACCACAGGUGGACUCCCAAGUUGUAGAAACAUUUCAAGGAUGAUCAAUGGAAACAGGGUGCACCUGAGCUCAAAUUCGAGUCUCAUAGCAAAGGGUCUGAAUACUUAUGUAAAUAAGGUAUUUCUGUUUUUUAUUUGUAAUAAAUUAGCAAACAUUUCUAAAAACCUGUUUUCGUUUUGUCAUUAUGGGGUAUUGUGUGUAGAUUGAGAAUUUGUAUUUUUUUUAUCCAUUUUAGAAUAAGGCUGUAACGUAACAAAAUGUGGAAAAAGUCAAGGGGUCUGAAUACUUUCACUGUAUGGAACUGCUUUCAUCAGGUGUGCUGUCUAGAAUGGAGUUUUCCCGCGAAUUGCAUUUUGGAAAAUGUUUGAAAAUAACUUUUUAAUGGCUGCUUCAUUACAGGAGUUGCAUGUUCUGUUAAUCUAAAUGCGAUUUCUGUCAUUCACCCAUUUAUUAUUCAUUUAGAAUGGAAAAUAAUUGUCUUUAUGCAACAAAUGUUAGUGCAUCGAACCGCAUCAUAUCGAACCAAAUCGCAUUGUUUCGUUCGUCUAAUCACACCGAAUCAUUUCGAACUUAAACGUAUCGUUCCUGUAUUGUAUCUAGAAGUGUAUCGAUUCAUCUUGAAAAGGGAGAAGGUACACACCCCUAUUGAUAGACAUUUCUCUCAUAUUUCUAUUGUAACAUUGUUUGAUAACGACUCAGUUGCUUGAAGUAGGUUUUGGGUUUGAUUUCCGCAUUGGCUGCAUACUGAAUAUAUGUGUCAUCUCAAAUGUCUGGUCAGAUGGGCUUUGAAGUGUUCCCUGCCUGAUUUCUCUCCCUAUCUCUCGCUUUCUUUCUCAGUAAAUUCUGGACCAGGAAUCGCCCAGGGGACAAGAUGAGGGACAGAUACAAUCUGAAUUUGUUACCAGGGAUGUCAGAGGAUGGAGUGGAAUACGGUGUGUGUGUGUGUGUGUGUGUGUGUGUGUGUGUGUAAAUAUGUACGCUGUGUGUUUUAGUUUUUCUGUGGUGUGUGUGCACGUGAGUUGGCACGUGCAACCAGACAAGUUUGUCCAGUCAAGGUUACAUGGUGUCACCAUUUGACUUGUGGUUCUGGGUUUGUUUUCCAGAUGAUAUGGAGCCAAACAGUUUAGCUGCCAUUCCUGGCAUGGGGAUACCUGACCAGUUCAAAGCUGCCAUGGAACAAGAGGCAAGCGGUGAGGACACCCAUUCACACUUUACCCUACGCAAAGUCUCAUCUAAGUCAAAGAAAUGGUUUGGGGGGGGGGGGGGGGUGUAAAGGUGUAGUUUUGUAGGUGAAUUAGCUCUAACAAAGGUAAAGCAAUGGACUGUGACUUUUACAGUCUUUAUAGUCCUAGCAAUGUAAUAUACAGUAGGUGAUGUUUGGUGGCUGCAAGGUUGGAGUGGUACUGGUGGACUAUGGGUAAUGUAGUUCGAUUUUUCUCAAGGUAAAGAGACUGCAUCCGAGGAGGAGAUGAGCAUCCCAGGUUUGGAUUGGGGGAUUGAGGAGAUUUUACAGAAAGACCUGAAGAAAGUGCCACAGAAGAAGGUCCCCUACGCCAAACCCAUCCCUGCCCAAUUCCAACAGGUACCUUCAAUUUUAUAAACAUUAAUGUUGACGUCAAGAAAAAGUAGCAAGACAUAAGUCUGUUGUGAGUAAAUGUAGUAUUUGCUCUGUGACAUCUCUUAGUAUCUCACUUCCUUUGUCUCCUUCCCCCUCUCCAUCCUUAAGGCCUGGGCAGAUAAUAAGGUUCUUCUCAUGCCCCCAGGAGGAGAGAAGAAGAAAAUGGACGAGAAGACCAACACCAACCCGAUGAUGCUAGAGGUGAGAGGUUCGAGGCAAAGUGCCCACUUUGAAACAAACAAAUACCUAAAUGCGUGACAAAAGUGUGAAAGUGACAAAAAUGGGUAACAUGAAAGAGUGAUUGCAAGAGAAAUACAUUUUAGGUCAAUGGUCAACAACCCUAGUCCUGGACAGCAGCUACAGGCUUUUGUUUCAGCAAGUUGAAUCGGGUGUCUUAUUGCUGGGAUGGAACAAAAGUCAGCACACCCAGUACCAGAGUUGUUGACCACUGUGACAGGUGUUGUACUGCUCAUAGUCACGCAAGAAGUGAGAAACAGUAGAGAUUGAAAAUGCAGUAUAGGUUGAUUUAGCGACAUAUCUUAUUUUCCCCAGCAAAUGAAGAUGGACCGUUUGAAUCCGAUGGACGGGAACAUGCCUCCCCCAGGAGGCCCACAAGGACCCAUGCCACCUUUCCCUGGCCAGGGAGGACCCAUGCCCCCACCCCCUCAGGGCUUCCCCCAGUCUAUGCCCCCUCAGCAGAUGCCCCACAUCAUUGGCAUGAUGGGUCCUCCGGACCACCACGGGCCCCAGGGCAUGCAGAGGCACCCCGGCCCCCACAGAAACAUGGGCCCCCAGGGGCCUCACGGCAUGCCUCCCGGACCCAGAGGGAUGCAGGGGCCGCCCGGAAACAUGCAGGGCCCCCCGUCGGUAGCAAUGAUGGGGCCCCCUCCUCGAGGCCAGGGGGGCAUGAUGGGCCCACAGGGACCCAUGCAGGGAGUAGUGGGGAUGGGGCCUCCCAUGCAGAACCCUCCAAGGACACAUUGCAACAUGCCAGGCAUGGGGGGCAUGCCUGUGAUGGGUAACAUGCAGGGGCCACCCCCGGGUGGGAUGCACAGACCACCGCAGGGUAACAUGCAAGGACCCCCUGGCAACAUGCAGGGCCCCCCUGGAAACAUGCAAGGACCGCCAGGCAAUAUGCAGGGACUACCAGGCAACAUGCAGGGGCCUCCGUCCUACAUGCAGCACCAGGUGAGAUUGUCAAACUAGCUGUCAAACCCCCCCAAAAUGUGUUGGAAAUAUGAAGGCAGGCUCUCUUAAUAAAAAUGUGACAAGGUUUUGUUGAAUCUUCAGAGGUAAAAAUUCACCUGGGCUGGAUAGUUCUGUGGCGGUCAUUGUAGCAACAUUGUGUCAUUGGUUAGCCAACUUGCUAGCUACAUUGAGGUAAAACUCAUUAGUCAGUAAGGCCUUUUGUGUGCCUUUUUUGGGGCCUUUGUUUGUGUGCACCAUGAAAUUAUCCAAGAUAGUUCAAUCCAAUGCUUGUUGAAACUAUUCGAUAAGGGUUUUGUGGGAACCUGACUUAAGAAUUAACUGAACAGUCACCAAUUCUACCCAGCCCUUGAAACUCCAAACUAUUGCUUGUUGUGAACGAUAUCUUCCAACAUAAUCCUCCUUGUCUUUCAAAUGGUGCUGACAUUAUACAGAUCUUUGACAUGCAGAAAGAAGCCUGCUAGAAGAGGCUAUUUGUAACUCUAGUAUGCUUCCCUCGCUCCGCUCGCUCUCAUGUGAGUAAAAUAAAGUUAUGGCUGGUAAAGCAGACUAAAUCCUAAAAACAACAUAUCUCACAGGUGGGCCAAAACUCUGGACCCAUGAUGCAUGGGAUGGGGCAGCAAGGACCCAAUGGCAAAGGUAGGAGAACCCAAAUUCUCAGACCAGAGAAGAUUUACUUUUCAAACACAUAUACUGUAUUACAAAAUACAGUUGAUACCUACCGUCAUAAACAUUUAGGGCUGGUUUCCCAGACACAGAUUAAGCCUAGUCCUGGACUAAAAGGGAUUCUCAAUGGAGAUUCUCCAAUGAAAGAGUUUUGUUUUAUCUGACUUUCAUUUCAGUGCCCUCUAUGUUUUGACUAAUUUUAUUUCAGGAUGUUAACGGCACUGUUGUCUAUUGUUUGUCUGCAUGUCGCCGAUUCUCCCAAGGAGAUACCCGAGGGCCUCCCAACCACCACAUGGGUCCUCCACCUGGAGGCCAGGGCGGCUCUGGGGGCCCCGACCAGGGCUCCGGUUCUUACUGGGGAGACUCCGAGCAGGGGCGCCGCGGACCCUCAGACUUUAAUGAGGGGGGCCAGGACUUCCACGGACGGAGAGAGGAGAGCUGCAGGCGAGGGUUCGGCCAGGACUACCAGGGAGGCCACAGAGGGGGAGGGCAAGGAGGAGAAGGGGGAAACUGGGGCUCUUCUGAGGAAAGAUUUCCCCACGAUGUGGGAGAGUUCCGAGGCCGCAGGGAUGACAGGUUAGAAAUACCUUGCUUUUCGUUUGUGACCUCUAAUCUUGUGUCUCUACUUACGCCCUUGCCAUCAGCCACUUCUACCGGCUCUCUAACCUGCAUCUUUAUACUUACUUGAAAUCUCACCUAAGCGCUCAUACAGUGUUUACAUAUACCUCUACACCUUAGUUAAAUUCAUCUAUGAUUUUCAAGAAGCAAACUUCAUAUUAUUUUCGCUUUGGUCUUCCAACAACAUGCGGAAGGAAACAGGGCAAUAGCCGCUCUGAGACAUUAAUAGGCUAUAUCAGUAGCCUAUAUCCCCGGAAUAGCGCCCGUCUCCCCUAAUCUGCAUCGGAUGCGCUAGUAAGGUACUGCGUGCAUUUAACCAAAUCUUGCAGUUUGGUCCGGACUGCGUUCUCACCUGCAGCGAACUGCACCACGGUACGAAUGGAAUCGAACCAAGAACAACUUUUUUGAGCGAACCACGGUGCAUUGUUUAGUGCACUCCCGAGUGCAGAUAGUGUUCACACCAGUCCAGAUGAACCGAACAAAGUGGGAAAACGCGCCAGAGUUCGGGAAAAACCGCUCCAAACCAAUUUAGUGUGAAAGUCUCACCUCACCUACUUUUUACAUAAUUCUCAUCUUGACCGCAUCCUUUGACUUUCAAACCUACCUUUGCUCUGAUCCCUUACUUACUAUAUUAAAGUCUCUAUGGGUUGCUUCCGCCUCAAAACUCUGGGCCUAUGUGUCAGGUAUGAUGGUUAUGAGGGUCUAGGAGAGGCGUUUGACCAGAGGCAGAGAGACAGGCGGCCUCCACCGAGGCAUGGCCAGGACUCAUGACACGUGGGUCUAACUUUCCUACUAACUUGCCAACAAAAUUUCCUACUAACUCACUUCCCUACCAUCUCGCCAACAAAUGUUUCUACCAACUUGCCACCUAGCUUUUCUACCAACUCGCCACCUAGCUUUUCUACCAACUCGCCACCUAGCUUUUCUACCAACUCGCCACCUAGCUUUUCUACCAACUCGCCACCUAGCUUUUCUACCAACUCGCCACCUAGCUUUCCUACCAACUCGCCGACCAACUUUUCUACCAACUCGCCAACAAGCUUUUCUACCAACUCUCACACAUUAACUGUCCACCUAACUCGCAACCUAUCUUUCCUACAAAAUCGUCUACUAACCCGCCGACCAACUUUCCUAUUAACUUUGUACAGUCUAAACCACUGUGAAAUAUAUUUUCCAUUACCAAUCAUAUUGUAUUUUAAGCUGUUUGAAGCUUUUGUACAAAACCGAAAGUAAAAGAUGCAAAAACGAAACUCAAGAACGGGAAGCAUAGAAAUAGCGCACUUAGAACAGAUCUACCAGUUCUUAGACUUGCUUUGAAUGAGAAUGACAGAUCUAUAAUAUAUGAUAGAAUUUCUAUGUGAAUUUGGUUGGAUCGCCCAAAAAGUUACAUAUUGCAGCUUUAAGAGAAGAGAUAGAAUGACAUCAGUUAAAUUGGUGAAAGAAUUUCAACAAGUGUUUGGAACUCUUUGUGAAUUGCAGUAUGUCAUUAUUAAUUGUUUUAUCCUUGUUUAACAACUGACCCACAGAUCUUCUUAAAGAAUCUUGUAAGGCUUCAAGCUUCCUUUUAAAGAGGCAUUUUCUCAGAUAUCUGCAAUACAGGUAUGAUUGAAGAAUGAAGCAGGUGUUAAUCAUGGGCUUUACAACAUAGUAAGCAGCAGUUGACUACUCCGUUGUCAACACUUUGAUUAAAUCAGUAGACCUAUAUCAAGAUCUUUGAAAAUACCAUGUAAGUAUGAUUAGCAUUUAAAACAAUUCAAUCGGUUUUUUAAAUCAUAUUUUGGACCAGAGUGACGCGAUCGCUCCACUAAGCCUACGUAUUGUUCCUGCAGUGAGGAGGGUUCACCAUCUUCAUAGAAUGUUUUCAUAAUUUAUCUGCAGAUAAUCGCCCAAAAACCUACCAGUUGCAAAUUAGGGAGCCUAAUGAACGGCUCUCUUACCGAUGCGAUUCGGUAGGCUACGAACGUCACUCACUUUAAGGUCACUGUCUGGCAAGUCCUGAUGGACUUCAUAACAAAUAUACAAACGAGAUCUUUAGUUUACUUGUCCCGAUGCGAUACCAUGGACAUAUAACUAAGUUGUAUGAUUUAUGAACGGCAAGGAUAUGAGAGCCUUUAUUCAAUCAGUUCGACACCAUUUAUAAACUAGUCAAGCUCGCUGUUCGUCAAUCAAAUCACAGGAAGCCUAUGUGCCAGCACUUCGUGGCUGCAUAUGAAACACGUGAAAGAAAAUAAAUAAAUGUGCUAGAAAACAAUAGGCUAAGUGGAUGUCGACUCAUCGUAAACACAUAUGGGACGUACAAAUUGACUCACAUAGACGAUGAAGGAGCAUCAUGCGCUCUCCCUCCGUGUAAAGAAAUUUGACUGAAACCACACCGUACACAACACACACCCAGGCAGUGGUGGAAAAGUACCCAAUUGUCAUACUUGAGUAAAAGUAAAGAUGCCUUAAUAGAAAAUGACUGAAGUGAAAGUCACCCAGUAAAAUACUACUUGAGUAAAAGUCAAGUAUUUGGUUUAAAAUAUACUUAAGUAUCAAAAGUAAAAGUAUAAAUCAUUUCAAUUUCGUUAUAUUAAGCAAACCAGACAACACAAUUUCCAUUUUUAUUUUAUUUACGGUUAGCUAGGGGCACACUACUACACUCAGACAUAAUUUACAAACAAUGCAUGUGUUUAGUGAGUCCCCCCAGAUAAGAGGCAGUAGAGAUGACCAGGGAUGUUCUCUUGAUAAGUGUGUGAAUUGGACAAUUUUCCUGUCCUGCCAAGCAUUCAAAAUGUAACGAGUACUUUUGGGUGUCAGGGAAAAUGUAUGGAGUAAAAAGUACAUUAUUUUCUUUAGGAAUGUAGUGAAGUAAAAGUUGUCAAAAAUAUAAAUAGUAAAGUAGAGAGACCCCCCAAAACUACUUAAGUAGUACUUUAUUUUUACUGAAGUACUUUACACCACUGCACCCAGGUAAUUGGCAGCGGGACAGACAGACUGUCAAACCAGCAGGGUUUCUCUGUCAUCGCUCAGUUUGUGACUGACAGGCGCCUGUCCUUUCAAUAGAUCGCUAGAAGAUGCAUAUCAUUCAUGCUAGCGGGAGAAGGCUCGGCUGACUUUUUUUUCUGACUUGCGAAUUGAAAAGCAGCCUAGUUAAUUCAUAUAGUUCAUUCUAGUUCAUUUAAGUGGAAAAAGUAUGACAGCCGGCGCUAGUGGAAAACACUGUUAUAACGCACCUGGGAUUGAAUCUCGGCCCAAGUCAUCUUCUUAGUGGAUGUUUCCUCUCAUAACAGAAGCUGAUGUGUUUUGUAUCUUAGAAAGCAGUCAUGUAUUUUGACUAGCAGUUGCCAUAUCAAGCCUUGCACUACUGAGAGUAAGCAAAAUCAUAUGUGAUUUGUUUUCUAGCCUUUACUUAGUGUCCUGAGGUGUGAACCUCUCUUUUCCUGAUAUAUAGGGUAAAGCAUGGACAGUAGGGCAUAGAUGUUUCAAAGGGCCUGCUGUAUCUCCACUCAAAUGGGGUCCCUUUUCUGUGCAGGUACAGAGGGGGUGGACAGGGUCGCCCUGGGGGGAGGGGGUUCCCUGAUGAGUUUGGCGUGCAGGAGGAGAACUUUGACGCCUCAAAUGAGAUGGGUGGAGGUUGGGACAACGGAGAGAGGGGGAGACCCCCCCGAGGAGGGGGCCCACCCAGAGGAGGAGGUAAGACCAGCUGAGUUUGUGUUGUCUUUGUCACUUUCCUUUUAUGAUCUAUCUUGUUUGUAUUUUUAUGUCUGUCCAUCAAUCUAUGGGUCUUUCGUCUGUCUGUCUUUAUGUCUGUCCAUCAAUCUAUGGGUCCUAUCUUUCACUCAUCCGUCGGUUGUUACCUCAGGAGGUGGUGGAGGUAGACGCCAGUGCUUGCUCCCCAACCCCGAUGAGUUCCCCCCACACUAUGAGGAAGGCAGACGUCAAGAGGCCUGGGAGGGAGGGCGAAAUCAAGGUAAAGGGGAUGUCUAUCGAACAAGGGUAGUCUGUGACGGGACAUUUUGGUUAGCGUGGCAGGCCAACAGCUCCCAAUGGACAAUGCUAAUGCUAGGAAAGAAUAGGAUAGUAGGCUAACCCUUACAAAAAUCAUGGCUAGCAGCGGGUCAGAGCAUCCCAAAUCCAGGCUCUGUCGUAGCUGGCCGCGACCGGGAGACCCAUGGGGCGGCGCACAAUUGGCCCAGCGUCGUCCAGGGUAGGGGAGGGAAUGGCCGGCAGGGAUGUAGCUCAGUUGAUAGAGCAUGGCGUUUGCAACGCCAGGGUUGUGGGUUCGAUUCCCACGGGGGUCCAGUAUGAAGAAAAAAUUAAAAUAAUAAUAAUAAUAAUAAUGUAUGCACUCACUAACUGUAAGUCGCUCUGGAUAAGAGCGUCUGCUAAAUGACGUAAAUGUAAUGUAAUGGGUCAGUCUCCCUCCAUGUAAUGUACACAUUUCAAGAUGGUGAAAGGACUAAGCUACGUAUACUGCAGCCCCAGAUGAUUUUUAGUGUGACAAUACUGAGAAUAAAUGUAGGGUUUCAUUUUGACAGCUGAGAAACAGGUUAUAAAAUAAAUACUGCCAAAUAUUGUGAGUAAUAGGGUCCGUUUUAGCCACAUCUCCCCAUAGAGCCCAGUGUUUAGGUUAUUGUGUGUGUUUGGUCCCAGGUCACGAGGCUUACCGAGAGAAUCAGCGCUCGGAGCAUGGCCAACCGCACAAUAGCCCGUCCCCUGCCAACCGCGAGCACUCCUCCUCCCUGCAGGGCUUGGACAUGGCCUCACUGCCCCCACGUAAACGCCCGUGGCACGACGGCUCGGGCACCGGAGACCGAGACUCCCCGGGAGCAGGGGCAGAGGACAGGACAGCAGGUAUGCAGGGGAGAGGGGAUGGGGAUGGGGAUGGGGAUGGGGAUGGGGAUGGGGAUGGGGGGGGGGGUUGCUUGCGUAUGUGUGUGACAGAGCUGGAGGAGUGUGUAUGUGUUUGGCAAUCACUGAUGCGAAGGCUGUGAGUCAUGUGUCCAUUACUUUGAACUACUAGCAGGGGUGAAAGUAAGGCAGUGCGAUACGGUCCAGUCCGGCGUCCCGGCAAAAUAAAUAGUGAGGGUAUGCCGUACCAGGAAAUAAUGAGCCUAUCACAAUAAUUAAAACUAAAUGUCAACACCACUUUUUAUCAUUACUGCAUGACAGAGGCAUCAAAAAUAAGCGAAUUGACUUGAAAACGGGUGGUAUAGCCUACGCUCCAAAAUGCGAUGUGGUUCGACGAGAACCCUGACAUUUUGCCAAGGCAGAGAUGAGUGGCCGACACCGAGACGCGUGCAGACAGCAGUGAAUGCAUAAAUUCUGACCUAAUGACAAUCGCCAAAUGUCCUUACACUUUUUGGUGUUUUGUGUAACGGAUGUCUCUUUCCAUUCACUACUGUUUGGAGGCUGGAAAUAUGUUUGCGAAUGGAUGAACAUGCCUGGGUAGCCUAGUAAAGGAGCCCUUUGAAGUGAUUGUAAAGGUUGGUAGAGCAUGUCGCUUGCAACGCCAGGGUUGUGGGUUCGAUUCCCACGGGGGGCCAGUAUGAAAAAUGUAUGCACUCACUAACUGUAUGUCGUUCUGGAUAAGAGCGUCUGCUAAAUGACUAAAAUGUCAAAUGUAAAUUGUUUGACAAUCAGAUAAACAUAACGACUGGUUGUUUUAAACGCAACAUGCAACAAUUUCAAAGAUUUACUGAGUUACUGUUCAUAUAAGGAAAUCAGUCAAUUGAAAUAAAUUCUUUAGGCCCUAAUCUAUGGAUUUCACAUGACUGGGAAUGGAUCAGAAAAACAGUUAGUAUCUGGUAUGACCACCAUUUGCCUCAUGCAGCGCGACACAGCUCCUUCGCAUAGAGUUGAUCAGGCUGUUGAUUGUGGCCUGUGGAAUGUUGUCCCACUCCUCUUCAAUGGCUGUGCGAAGUUGAUGGAUAUUGCCGGGAACUGGAACACGCUGUCGUACACGUCGAUCCAGAGCAUCCCAAACAUGCUCAAUGGGUGGUGACAUUUCUGGUGAGUAUGCAGACCAUGGAAGAACUGGGACAUUUUCAGCUUCUAGGAAUUGUGUACAGAUUCUUGCGACAUGAGGUGAUGUCAUGGAUUAAUGGCACGACAAAUGGGCCUCAGGAUCUCAUCACGGUAUCUCUGUGCAUUCAAAUUGCCAUCGAUAAAAUGCAAUUGUGUUCGUUGUCCGUAGGUUAUGCCUGCCCAUAUCAUAACUCCACCGCCACAAUGGGGCAAUCUGUUCACAACAUUGACAUCAGCAAACCGCUCGCCUACAUGACGCCAUACAUGCUGUCUGCCAUCUGCCCAGUACAGUUGAAACCGGGAUUCAUCCGUGAAGAGCACACUUCUCCAGCGUGCCAGGGGCCAUCGAAGGUGAGCAUUUGCCCACUGAAGCCGGUUACAACGCUGAACUGCAGUCAGGUCAAAACCCUGGUGAGGACGACGAGCACGCAGAUGAGCAUCCCUGAGAUGGUUUCUGACAGUUUGUGCAGAAAUCCUUCGGUUGUGCAAACCCACAGUUUCAUCAGCUGUCCGUGUGGCUAGUCUCAGAUGAUCCCACAGGUGAAGGUCCCUGGAUGUGGAGGUCCUGGGCUGGCGUUGUUACACGUGGUCUGUAGUUGUGAGGCCAGUUGGACGUACUGCCAAAUUCUCUAAAACAACGUUGGAGGUGGCUUAUGGUAGAAAAAUGUACAUUCAAUUCACCUGGCAACAGCUCUGGUGGAUAUUCCUGCAGUCAGCAUGCCAAUGGCACGCACCCUCAAAACUUGAGACAUCUGUGGCAUUGUGUUGUGUGACAAAACUGCACAUUUUAGAGUCGACUUUUAUUGUCCCGAGCACAAGGUGCACCUGUGUAAUGAUGCUGUUUAAUCAGCUUCUUGAUAUGUCAUACCUGUCAGGUGGGUGGAUUAUCUUGGCAAAGGAGAAAUGCUCACUUACAGGGACGUAAACAAAUUUGUGCACAAAACUUGAGAGAAAAGCUUUUUGUGCGUUUGAAAAAGUUUUGGGAUUUUUUAUUUCAGCUCAUGAAACAUGGGACCAACACUUUACAUGUUGCGUUUAUAUAUUUGUCCAGUGUAUGUAUAUGUGUAUAUAUAUACAGUGGGGGGAAAAAGUAUUUAGUCAGCCACCAAUUGUGCAAGUUCUCCCACUUAAAAAGAUGAGAGAGGCCUGUAAUUUUCAUCAUAGGUACACGUCAACUAUGACAGACAAAUUGAGGGAAAAAAAUCCAGAAAAUCACAUUGUAGGAUUUUUUAUGAAUUUAUUUGCAAAUUAUGGUGGAAAAUAAGUAUUUGGUCACCUACAAACAAGCAAGAUUUCUGGCUCUCACAGACCUGUAACUUCUUAUUUAAGAGGCUCCUCUGCCCUCCACUCGUUACCUGUAUUAAUGGCACCUGUUUGAACUUGUUAUCAGUAUAAAAGACACCUGUCCACAACCUCAAACAGUCACACUCCAAACUCCACUAUGGCCAAGACCAAAGAGCUGUCAAAAGACACCAGAAACAAAAUUGUAGACCUGCACCAGGCUGGGAAGACUGAAUCUGCAAUAGGUAAGCAGCUUGGUUUGAAGAAAUAAACUGUGGGAGCAAUUAUUAGGAAAUGGAAGACAUACAAGACCACUGAUAAUCUCCCUCGAUCUGGGGCUCCACGCAAGAUCUCACCCCGUGGGGUCAAAAUGAUCACAAGAACGGUGAGCAAAAAUCCCAGAACCACACGGGGGGACCUAGUGAAUGACCUGCAGAGAGCUGGGACCAAAGUAACAAAGCCUACCAUCAGUAACACACUACGCCGCCAGGGACUAAAAUCCUGCAGUGCAAGACGUGUCCCCCUGCUUAAGCCAGUACAUGUCCAGGCCCGUCUGAAGUUUGCUAGAGUGCAUUUGGAUGAUCCAGAAGAGGAUUGGGAGAAUGUCAUAUGGUCAGAUGAAACCAAAAUAGAACUUUUUGGUAAAAACUCAACUUUUCGUGUUUGGAGGACAAAGAAUGCUGAGUUGCAUCCAAAGAACACCAUACCUACUGUGAAGCACGGGGGUGGAAACAUCAUGCUUUGGGGCUGUUUUUCUGCAAAGGGACCAGGACGACUGAUCCGUGUAAAGGAAAGAAUGAAUGGGGCCAUGUAUCGUGAGAUUUUGAGUGAAAACCUCCUUCCAUCAGCAAGGGCAUUGAAGAUGAAACGUGGCUGGGUCUUUCAGCAUGACAAUGAUCCCAAACACACCGCCCGGGCAACGAAGGAGUGGCUUCGUAAGAAGCAUUUCAAGGUCCUGGAGUGGCCUAGCCAGUCUCCAGAUCUCAACCCCAUAGAAAAUCUUUGGAGGGAGUUGAAAGUCCGUGUUGCCCAGCGACAGCCCCAAAACAUUUGUUAUUGAACAAAUACUUAUUUUCCACCAUCAUUUGCAAAUAAAUUCAUUAAAUCCCGAAAAUCACAUUGUAGGAUUUUUUUCUUUCUCAUUUUGUCUGUCAUAGUUGACGUGUACCUAUGAUGAAAAUUAUAGGCCUCUCAUCUUUAAGUAGGAGAACUUGCACAAUUGGUGGCUGACUAAAUUCUUUUUUUCCCCACUGUGUGUGUGUAUAUAUAUAUAUAUAUAUAUAUAUAUAUAUAUAUAUAUAUAUAUAAAAAUAACUCUAUGAUUAGGCCCAUGCAUACGCUUAUAGGAGGUCCCAUACCGGGAAAAAAUUAAUUAUACUAGCCUGGCACACCAGGUCUUCUCUAUUUGUCUUAUAUUGUCAGACUUCUAUAAUCUGUCUUUGCAUUUCAUUCUUCAUUGGUAUUAGGGUUAAAGUGAUUUUAUGUCCUGAUUGGAAAUUUAGCCCAACCCCAGUCUCUUGUCCUUCUGCUCUCUCCAGGCCGACCCCCCCAGAGAGAGGAAGGCGGCGGCAGAGGGAUCUGGAGGGGAGCGCCACGUGGGGCCCCCAGAGGGGGAGGGCGUGGACAGUAGGAAGAACUCACUACCAACCUACCUACCUACCCUCCCCCCCUCCCCCUCCCCCUCCCCAUACCAUACCUCCAUGGCCCGACUGGGCAACAAGGACGAACUGCAAAGAGGACAGGGACCAAAAAAAGAGACACAGACCCACAGCCGGCACCUCCCGUCCCACAGAUCAGUGGAUCAGUUCUGGGCUCAGACCACCUCUUCAGGCCUGUUUGGAAGGCUGGAGCAUGGAUUAUUUACUGUGUGUAUCGGGGCCUCUAUGGAGAGGAUAAGGUCCUUCAUUACUGCAUGUGUCGGAAGCCUCAGGUCUCUCACUACAGGAUGGACAAGUGGCCUUCUUUACAUUUUGGAUCCUUUCAAUGAUAGGCUCUGCCCGUGGCUGUUUGCCACACUCAUUCUGAUUGGUCGCCGCAGGUGUUGUCUGGUGGCCUGAUUGGUCACAGGGAGGGUAUGACAAGCUGGAGCAGUCCCUAAUUGGUUGAGGUUUUUGUUCCAAGUUCAGACGCGGGUCACAUAGCAGAAUGGUUUUUGUCAGUGUGGUUUGAACAAAACAGGCAACAAACCUGGGGGUUUAUUCAGGAGGGUGCAACGUUUAGAACAUUGCAGACAGGCAUUUAUGGGAUUCCUUAUUCUGCAUUAGGGAGAAUUCUGUUCUCCUCAAAAUAUUUGUCUGAACGUUUUAUAACGUGGCACCGUCCUGAAUAAACCCCUGGAAACAGUUCAUGUGAUAAUGUGAAUGGUCCAUUGUUUCUCUCUUCUACAUGCACUGUCCCAAUCAGACAUAAUAGAGAGGAGAGUCCAGGAUCAACAUUGAGCUUUGCAGAUAGAAAUACAAUGCGCAGACCAGACAAUUCUUUUUUUGUCAAUUUUUUGUAUGAGACUAUAAUAGAAAUUUCUGCAAAAUUUCACCCUCGUAUCUGGUCUUUUUCUUUGGGCUCCUGUGCAAUGACUGACUGGGGGGAAAAACUGCAUACUUGUACACACUUAGCCUGGUCCCAGACCUGUUUGUGCUGUCUUGCCAACUCCUUUGGUCAUGUUUGGAGUGACAAUGACCAUAGGAGGCAAGACAUUACAAACACAUCUGGGACCAGGCUAGUAGUAUGCAAUGGCAUUCGGUAGGCCAAUGUUAAGCGGUUAAUUUAGUGCCCAUGUCAUCACAUUAACCAUUAUUUCAUAGACACCGUUAACAAGACACCGUUGCAGGCUACUAUGACUCGUAAGCAUAUUCCCAAUAUCAAGGUGGCAGGUAGCCUAGCGCUUAAGAGUGUUGGGCCAGUAACCGAAAGGUCACUGGUUUGAAUCCCCGAGCCCGACUAGGUGAAAAAUCAGUUGAUGUGCCCUUGAGCAAGGCACUUAACCCUAAUUGCUCCUGUAAUUCACUCUGCUCAAUGACUAAAAUGUUAGGAAGGGCUAGGGCUAGGCCUAUGCCUAUAUUACACCAGAACCGAAGACCAUACAUAGCCUAAUCUCCGACGUGGGAAAAGGCUAUAUCAUGGACUGUUCUGAUAAGGAAAUCACCGAGCAGUAGGAUUGGGCGGAAUCCAGAUUUUCAUACCUUAAUACCAUUCCUGUACCAUACCGGGGUAUACGGUAUUACCAGCAGUGCACACAUGGGGCGCAAUUUCUUUACAAAUGUUUUUGGUUUUUAUGCUAAAAAAGUACUAGAUAAUUCCCAUAGCAGACGCUAGGUAAAUGCUAACAAGCGCAAACGAACAAACUAAAUGUAAGGACAAACAAUUCAGCUCAUAAAGUUAUAAAUGUACAACUCUCUCAAAAGGCUACUCACACUUGAUCUAGAAGGGGAUUGAUUGUCUCUGCUGUAACCAAGAAGCUUGAUCUAGCAAGUUAGCAAACAAAAUGCAUAGCUGGAGAAAUGUAUUUGGCACAUCUUAGAUAGUUAUAGUUAAGAUAUUUACCUGGCACAGUGGGUAGUGAAUUUCAAGUGUAACUUGAUCACCUCUCUUGUGCUGCUCAACAGUGGAUCGUCACGAAACUUCCGUAUGUUCUUUGUAAACAAACAUACUAUGUGACUGGUGCAAUAUAUUGAAAACCAUACUGUCGGUAUUUCAAAAUACCCAAGCCUACCAAGCAGUGCCCAGAAAUAAUGAAAUCCAAUUGUUAGACACUACCACCCACCUCAAAAUCAAAACCAAACAUGGAUGUUAAUAUUUGCGCACACACGCUCUGUUCUACUCCGAGAUAGAGGACUCAUCUUUAUAUCUGUGCCAAAGUAGCGUCUUGUGACAGCAGAGGCAGUGCCAUUGAGGCUACAACCCAUAGGAAUCCCCACCCAGUUGACUACUUUAAAAUCACGGAAGCAUGGUGGAAGCCCUCCAAUGGCAAUGUCCAUGCUAAAAUGGGUUAUCAUUAUAUUGAUAAGAUAGUCAAGUGACUGCUCUAACAAUGGAAAUACGUCCUCAAAAGAUGGCAGGCAGGCGGGAGGAGGCAAGAUCAGGCGGGACCAUUCUAGCCAAUGACGGGGUAGAUACGCGUGUGAACAAUAGGCCAUAGAGAUAAAUAAGAGGACUCAUCGUUGUAUCUGUGCCAUUAUAGCGUCUGUGACAGCAUGGGCAGUGCCAUUGAAGCCAUCUCCAUUUUAAAGUAGUAAAUGUUCUUAUUCAUAGGCUGAUUGCUCCCAACUCAUAGGAAUCCCCACCCAGUUUCCUUUAAAAUGGUGGAAGCCCUCAGAUUGCGGUUACAUGCACACAAUGCGAUUAUUGUGGAUAGUCAGAUUAAUAUAAUAGUUUGGUUAACGAUUUCCCUAAUAAUCCUGUUUACUUGGACACAUCUGAAAUCAGGCUACCUGAUGGCACUGAAAUGCUGAAAAUCGGCAAUCAAAAUAAACGUUCUACCACAGCGAGCAUGUUAUUUAUGGCAAGCAUAUUUUAUUCGGAGUUCAGACAAAGUUUGUAUGUGAAAACUACUUCUAAGACGCAUACAUUGUUAUUACGAACACACUUCACUCGCGCUAAAUAAGGAGGCUUUCUGGGCUGGUGCUAGCACAUGCGCAAAUCAAAUACACCUCUGGAACACCGAUUAUGGUGUUUACAUGUCCUAAUAAUUCGAAGGAUUGCUCAGAAAACCAGGUUUCAAUCGGCAUACGCUUACUUCGAUUUUAACGUUACGCCGAUAAAGAUAGAGUAAGGUGUUUACAUGACUAUUGUAAAAUCUGCCUACUGCCAUAAUCAGUUUAAAGUUAAUUAUUAGUGUGCAUGUAAAAGUACUCUUUGGCAUGCUAAAACAGGUUUUAUAAACUGGGUGGUUCGAGCCCUGAAUGUUGGUUGGCUGAAAGCCGUGGUGUAUCAGGGUAUAAUAAUAAGAAUAUGCCAUUUAGCAGAUGACAAAACAUUUCUUGUUACUGCUCUAAUUACGUUGGCAACCAGUUUAUAAUAGCAAUAAGGCACCUAGGGGGUUUGUGGUAUAUGGCCAAUAUACCACAACUAAGGGCUGUAUCCAGGCACUCUGCGUUGCGCAUAAGAACAGCCCUUAGCCGUGGUAUAUUGAACAUAUACCACAAACCCCCUAAGUGCCUUAUUGCUAUUAUAAACUGGUUACCAACGUAAUUAGAGCAGUAACAAGAAAUGUUUUGUCAUACCCUGAUAUACCACGGCUUUCAGCCAACCAGCAUUCAGGGCUCGAACCACCCAGUUUAUAAAACGCCCUUGUGCCUUAUUGCUUAAAUAUCCAUGAGUCCUCCAUUUCUGACAACAGGCACAACUUCUUAUUUUACUAAGUUUACGAAAUUUCAUGUGCGUCCACUUCUCAGUGCAUUUGUAACAACCUAGCCAUUACGAAACUUAUAUUCGAUCUAAUAAGCCACAUAGCAAAUUAGCAAUUACAUUUUUUGUUGACCAAAUUCGACACUCAUUGACCUCAAUACAAAAAUUCCUCACUUCGUAGGCUUAUUUUUGUGGACAGAUUUUGGGCUGAGUAAACCCGCUUGCUUCACCUCAUCUCUGGUUAUAUCCAUGAUAAGUAUGUCUCUAUGGUUCUACUUCCCGUCUGCUGCAGCAUGUUGGCCAAUUGCGAGGCCGAUUAUCUAGACAAACCGGUGUGAAAGACUGGUGUGUGAGCUAAACAAGAUGCAACAUGGAAUCCAUGUUUGGUUUUGAUUUGGAGGGGGGGUGGUAGCAUCUAACAAGUGGAUGUAAUUCUUUCCCGGGCACAGCUUGGCGAUGCAAACAACGUUUUCCUUAUCAGAACUGUCCAACGACCACAGAUAUGCCAAACAGGCACAGGUACGAGUCAGCAAAUAUCUCGCAAGGUGGCUGGCUAAAUGUUACACAAUUAGGCCAUAGCUGUAUACAGCUUACCCGAACCUGGGCUUGAACCAGGGACCUUCUGCACACAUCGACAACAGUCACCCUCGAAGAAUCGUUACCUAUCGCUCCAUAAAACCCACAGCUCUUGGAGAGCAAGGGAGACUACUGGUCUGAGCGAGUGACGUCACCGAUUGAAAUGCCACUAGUACGCUCUGCUAACUAGCCUGCCAUUUCACACCGGUUACACCUGAUGCUAUUAAAUUGUGCCUGCAGUGCACCUCAAGUAUUUCAUCCACACUAGGCCAAUGUUCUAUGCGUUGGUUCGAGGACAGAAAAAAAAACAUCCAAUGAUAACAUUACUGCAGUACAUUUUAUUUGUCAAACAUUACUGGGGGGGAAAAUAGUUUUCAGUUGGUCUGUUUUUUCACUUUACCCCUACCUAUAUGUACAUAGCUACCUAAAUUACCUUGUACCCGUGCACAUCAACUCGGUACUGGUACGCCCUGUAUAUAGCCAUGUUAUUUGAACUCUUAUUGUAAUUCGUUCAUUAAGUAUUUAUUCCUUGUGUCACUACUUAUAUUGUAUCUUUAACUCCACAAUGUUGGAAAAGGACCCAUAAUUAAGCAUUUCACUGUAAAUCUAAACCUGUUUACGAAGCAUGUGACACAUAAAAUGUGAUUUGUUCAUGUGAGUAUUCUCAGAGACAUUAAUAUUGGGCUUGGUCCAUCAGAAGUAAAUUAAGAGAAGAAAAACAGGAAUUACACCAUUGUCGUCUAGUGCCAGUCAUUAUAACUUUUAGUUUUUCAACUUGUCCAUUCCUGAAUGUUUUGGUAGUAUACAGGUGUGCACUUUUAACUAAUCAGUCAGCCCUAUUCACAACAGAGGGCAAAAUACCAUUAGGAUUCAUUGAAGUGGUGGUCAAAUUGGCAUCGUUUUACCCGUGACAGUCCUUUUGAUAGCAGACGCUGCCAUCCCUCCCAUGAAGCGAAUACCUGCGCUACCGCCUGGCAGCCAAGAGACGAUGUACCCAACGAUGAUGGCAACCUGGAACAAUGGCUCCGAGGGCGGUGAGUAGGGUGCUGUGAAGGCUGAGCGCUGCAUAAAGUGUACCUCCAAGAGAGCACAGAUACACCGCCGCGCUUGGAGUGGGCCUCGCUAUGAGCUUGCUGGGUCCCCGCAGUAUCGCUGCUCCCAGAAUCGCGAAAAGAGAGCCGAGAGACCAGAGAAGGGCGAAUUUGCGUGCAUACAACAGCAACAAAGGUGCGUACAUGGCGGACAGUCCAAAGCAUAACGCCGAGAACGCAAUACACACUCCGACAGCGACGAGUCGUUGCGAGCGACUCAUCCCCGGUAAACAUGGAUCUGGCUCCGUAGACCACGGCCAGGAAAAGCCGCUGCCCGACGCUUUGCUCGUCGAACCUCCGCUGCGGCUGCUGGAACCAGAGAACGGGCUCGACCAGCUACCGAACCAGCUCCCAGCUAUUGAGGGGGAUUCAUCGAUGUCUAUAGUCGUACUUGAGCUGGACUGA